AUGACUGCCUCGCACGCCGCUGGAAGAUUCCCGAACCGGAGAUGCAGCUCGAGCUCCGGUUUACAGCUGAAUCAUGAAGCUACCAAUAUUUCUGCUGUUUUCCAUCUACUGUCUGUCCAGCAACUCACUGCUGCAAUGUGAUGCUGUUUUAACACUGUCAGCACCAGAAUUUGUUUCCCUGCAAAUUGGUAAUGUUCAAAACAUCAGCAUUGCACCAAGAGUACCACUACAGAAGAACUUAGUUGUCACAUUCAAUGUGACAUUCGCGUCCAAACACGGUUCCAUUGUUCAACUCCCUGAGCACGUAGUUUUGCCCUCUAACUCUGUGAGCUCAACAUUUUUUCCAGUCAAAGGACUUCAAGUUGGACAAGCCAUCGUGUACCUGCAGAACACAGAUAACAAUCUGACCAGUUCUCUGGGAAGAAUUCGCUUUCUCGUGGUGAAAAGUGAUGUCUUGACGAUCAUAAACCAAGUGAUUGGUUGGAUUUAUUUCUUGGCUUGGUCCAUCUCCUUCUAUCCGCAGAUCUUUGAAAACUGGAAACGGAAAAGUGUGGUUGGAUUGAAUUUUGACUACCUGGCACUUAAUCUGAUGGGUCAUACAGCCUAUGGCGUUUUUAACAUUGGCCUUUUCUGGAUUCCAUAUAUUAAGAAACAGUUUUUAGAAAAUAACCUGAAUGGGGUGGACCCAGUAUAUGCGAAUGAUGUUUUCUUCAGCCUCCACGCCAUCUUGCUUACAGCAAUUACAGCUUGUCAGUGUUGUAUCUAUGAGAAAGGGGUACAAGAAGUGUCGAAGGCCGCUAUUGGAAUGCUGGUGGCCUGUGUGUUGUUCGCUCUUGUCACCUUGUUUGUGACGAUAGCUGGCGAACUCACAUGGCUCCAAUACUUUUACUAUUUCUCUUACAUCAAACUAGGUGUCACACUCAUCAAAUACAUCCCCCAGGCAUACAUGAAUUAUCAAAGGAAGAGCACAGUUGGUUGGAGUAUUGGCAAUGUGCUCUUGGAUUUUACUGGGGGCAGUUUUAGCCUUUUGCAGAUGGUUCUGCAAUCGUACAACAAUGGAGAGUGGAAACUGAUUUUUGGGGACCCAACAAAGUUUGGUCUUGGAUUGUUCUCGAUGAUGUUUGAUGUUCUCUUCAUGGUGCAGCAUUAUUGUCUGUACAGAAACAAUCUUGGGGGCUAUGAAGAACUAACUUAAUAAUGAGGCUUAUUCAAGGCUACAUUGGAAUUGCUCGCUGAUCUAGAUCAUGUGUUUGGGCAACAUUUUAUUGGCUUCAAUUACUUCACUGACUGGAGCAAGUUGGUUGCAGUGAAAUAACUAACACCUCAGCAGCCAUUCAGGAUGGACUGUCUGAACAGAAGAGGGUGUAUUUCACACAAAUAUUCAACACUCCAUAAUGCUGACUGGUGUGUUUUUUACAGAACAGAUUUUUUUUAUUCCAAGAGACUCAAGGGAACAAAAUGUUUUUUUAAAAAAUGAAGUGGAUCAAUGUACUGUAAUGUUAAUUCUACUCUAUGCAAGGCUGCCUUCAUUUCUACAAAUAGCCAAUAAAAAGAUCUGACCUGG
This is a messenger RNA of Callorhinchus milii (elephant shark), 1564 nucleotides long. It is a transcript of the gene ctns, whose product is annotated as cystinosin, lysosomal cystine transporter. Gene Ontology annotation, biological process: L-cystine transport. Gene Ontology annotation, cellular component: lysosomal membrane. Lineage: Eukaryota; Metazoa; Chordata; Chondrichthyes; Chimaeriformes; Callorhinchidae. The record is from RefSeq and is marked provisional. Gene Ontology annotation, molecular function: L-cystine transmembrane transporter activity.